Molecule: messenger RNA, 7285 nt
Organism: Juglans microcarpa x Juglans regia
Lineage: Eukaryota; Viridiplantae; Streptophyta; Magnoliopsida; Fagales; Juglandaceae
Exons: 11
Coding region: 17-7105 (2362 amino acids)
Biological process (GO): defense response; signal transduction
Molecular function (GO): protein binding; ADP binding
Source: RefSeq, a predicted model, not a curated record
AGUAAUUUUUCAGUUAAUGGCUUCCACAAGCACCGAGACAGACUCUUCAUCACGUCACUGGAAAUAUGAUGUUUUCCUUAGUUUCCAUGGCAAGGACACCCGUCGGGGUUUUACAAGCCAUCUAUACGAUGCUUUGAAACAGGAAGGAAUUAUAGCCUUUAGGGACGACGAAAAACUGAAGCGAGGAGAGUUCAUAAAUUCAGGGCUCUUGAAAGCAAUAGAAGAAUCCAAGUAUGCGGUCGUCGUUCUCUCACAAAACUACGCUUCUUCGAGGUGGUGCUUGAUUGAACUUGCCAAGAUCGUUCAAUGCAGUAAUGAUAUGGAUCUGGUAAUUUUGCCCGUUUUCUAUCAUGUGGAUCCUUCUCAGGUGAGGAAACAGGCUGGUACUUUUGCAAUACCCUUUUUCAAACAUACAAUAGAUCCCAGGAUAGCCAUCAAAGACGUACGAAGUUGGAAAGCUGCUUUCCGACAAGUGGGUGAGAUCGCCGGAUGGCAUUUACAUGAUGGGCAUGACUCAACGGUUGUCAAAAAUAUUAUUGAAAGGAUACAUGGGGAACGGAAUAUUCACCUCCAAACUGAUCCCUACGACCUUGUUGGAAUAGAGUCCCGAGUGAUGGACAUGGUGAACUUACUUGACAUAGGAUUGGAUGAUGUUCGUUUCAUAGGGAUUUCCGGGAUGGGCGGAAUUGGUAAGACGACUUUGGCACAAAUUAUCUACAAUAGAUUUUCUUAUCAAUUUGAAGCUAGCAGCUUUAUUUCGUGUGUCAGGGAAGAAACUGAACGUCAUGGUCUAGUUUAUUUACAAAGAAAACUUCUAUCUGACAUCCUCAUGGAGAGAGAGAUUAUAAACACCUGGGAUGAUGGUAGGGUAAUCAAUGAGAUGGAGAGUAGACUGUGUAAACGAAGGGUGUUUCUUAUUCUUGAUGAUGUGAAUGAAAACAAGCAACUAGAAGCAUUGGCAGGGAGGUGUGAAUGGUUUGGAAGAGGGAGUAGAGUUGUUGUAACAAGUAGAGAGAAACAAGUGUUGAAUAGUCAUGGAGUUUGUAAUAUAUAUCCAGUAAGACAACUAUACCAUGAUGAAGCACUGCAACUCUUUAGUUGGAAAGCCUUCAAGAAACCCCAUCCUGAGGAGAAUUUUUUGGGUCUAUCUGAAGAUUUUGUAAAUUAUGCUAAUGGUCUUCCUUUAGCUCUCAAGGUUUUGGGUUCCUCGUUGUUUAAUAAAAAAAAAGGCAUAUGGACAAGUGCGAGGGAUCAACUAAAAGAAAAUCUUAAUGGUGAUAUUUUGAAAACACUUAAAACAGGUUUUGAUGCACUCAAGCCUGCAGAGAGGAACUUAUUUUUGGAUGUAGCAUGUUUUUUCAGGGGAUGGGACAAAGAUCGGGUUAAGACCAUUCUAAAAAGUUGUGGUUAUUGCUCAGAUAUCAAUAUAGAUGUACUUGUGGACAAAUCUCUGAUGAGUUUCUCAGGGAAUAACCUAUGGAUGCAUGAUUUGUUACAAGAAAUGGGUCAAGAAAUUGUUUGUGAUGAAUCUCGGGAAGAGCCUGGCCGACGUAGUAGAUUGUGGGUUUGGAAGGAUGUGCUUCAUGUAUUGAACAAAAAUACUGGAACAGAACAAGUUAAAGGCAUAGUCCUUGACUUUCCUCCACAAAGAGAUCAGGAACACUUAAAUGCUGAUGCCUUCUCAAAGAUGAAAAAUUUGAGAUUUCUUAAGAUCAGUAAUGUGCACUUUCCUCAAGGCAUAGAUUAUCUUUCGAAUGAGUUACGUCUUAUCAUAUGGGAUGGUUACCCCCUAAAAUCCUUGCCAACUAGUUUCCAAUCAGAAGACCUCAUUCGACUCAGUAUGCAUUGCAGCUGUAUUGAACAAUUAUGGAAGGGAAUUAGGGUUUUCGUUUUGUCACAGAAUUUUGAAAAUUUAAGGGUUAUUGACCUGUGUGACUCCCCAAAUUUGAUCGAAACACCAGACUUCCAUGGAGUCCCCAAUCUCGAGACUCUGUUUCUUCGAGGUUGUGCAAGCUUGUUAAAGGUGCACCCAUCCCUUGGAGCUCUUAAACAACUUGUUACAUUAAAUCUAGAAGGUUGUAAAUGUCUUGAAAGCCUUCCAGAGAAGAUUUCAAUGGUAUCUCUUAAAUUUUGUAUUCUUUCUGGCUGUUCCAAACUUGAGAAGUUUCCUGAAAUAGUGGGAAGUAUGACAUCUUUGAUGAAGCUCAAUUUGAGUGGUACUGCCAUAGAAGAACUACCACCUUCAUUCGAGAGUUUAUCUGGCCUUCAGUUUUUGAGUUUAAUAGGUUGUAAAAGCAUUUCAAUUCUUCCGAGGGUUAUCUUUAGUUUGUCGUCCCUUGGAUCUCUCAUCUUAUCUGGUUGUUCAGAACUUGACAAAAUGCCAGAGGAUUUGAGGAGCAUGGAAUGCUUGAAGGAGCUUGAUACGAAUGUAACUAGUAUUAGACAAGUCCCAUCCUCCAUUUUACAUGUGAAGAGCCUUAAAAGACUGUACUUAAACGGAUGCAAGGGUCUGGGACCUAAAUCAUGGGAUUUGCUCUUCUGUUGUUGCAUCUGUCAUCUAAGCUCUUUAUUAUUGCUGGAUCUAGGAGACUGCAAUCUAUCUGAUGGAGCAAUGCCCCGUGACCUUAGAGGCCUAUCCUCACUAGAGACUUUAAAUCUCAGAGGGAACAAGUUUAGGAGCAUACCAUAUAGCGUCUGUCACCUAAGUUCUUUGCUAUUUCUGGAUCUAAGUGAGUGCGAUCUAUCGGAUGGAGCAAUCCCCAGUGACCUCAGAGCUUUAUCCUCACUACAAACUCUAAAUCUCAGAGGGAACAAGUUUACGUGCAUACCAAAUAGCAUCUGUCACCUAAGUUCUUUGCAAUUACUGGAUCUAAGCGACUGCAAUCUAUCAGAUGGAGCAAUCCCCAGUGACCUUAGAGGUCUAUCCUCAAUAGGACGUCUAGAUCUCAGUCGUAACAAGUUUAGGAGCAUACCAGAUAGCAUCAGCCACCUCAGCUCUUUAACAAUGCUUGAUCUAAGCGACUGCAAUCUAUCGAAUGAGGCAAUCCCCAGUGAUCUUAGUGGCCUAUCCUCACUACUGUCUCUCGAUCUCAGUGGCAACAAUUUUUCGAGCAUAGCAGAUCGUAUCUGGCAACUUUCGCACCUCGAAGAACUUUUCUUGAGAAAUUGUAGUAUGCUUCAAUCAUUGCCAACACUUCCAUCAAGUCUAUCGUAUGUAUGGACUCACGGCUGUACUUCGUUGGAGAGGUGUUUUGAUGAAACUUCAGAUGCAGCAGGCGCUAUUGUUGAUUACUCUGCACCAGCUGAGCAUGAAGUUAAAAGAUAUCGCUCUUUUCAAAAGAUGACAGAAGCACAAUUUGGAAGAACCCUUGAGGCAGAAAUGUACAAAGGGAUGGGCAGUGUAUUUGUCCGUUAUUAUUCUUUGCUAAUUCCUGAAAUACCAGAGUGGUUCGCCGUUCAGCGUGCUGAAUCCUCAGCAAGAAUCCUGCUGCAUCUCGAAUCAGAUGAUAAUUGUAAGUGGUCAGUAUAUGCCAUGUUUAUUGUAUAUGAAGUCCGCGAGCACGAAAAUUCGAAUUCUAGGACUUCCAAUUUGAAAGAGGGUCACCAGGUUCUUUGUCAUUUCCUGACUGAUGAAGGUCGUCUGCAAAACUUGCAACUUCCGGAACAACUGCACCUCUAUAAUGUACGUGUUGUUAAGCUAAUUGGAAUUUUAGUAUAUGUACCACGUGCAUGGUUUUCAAAGGUUGCAAAUAACGUUGAUAAAUGGAGCUUCAUUGAAGCUUCAGUUACAACCAGCCGCCCGGGCGGGAACGUGAAAAAGUUUGGGGUGCGUCUGCUAAAUGAGCAAGAAGUUUCGGAGCUCGUUGAAGAAUUACGAGCAGAGUCUGGAGUUGACUUGAUCAUUCUGCUCAAAUCAGACCUUCAGGAAUUGCUUUCAAAACGCUUUGCGCAGGAUGAGCACUUUUUUGGGCUAUUUGUCAAAGUUGCCUGUUUCUGGGGCACUUUAGCUUGGCAAGGUGGUGGUAGUCAGAUGAGGAAGAUGAUGUUGGAUAUUGCCAUGACUGAAAACUUCCCACCGGCUCCCAUGAACACUCAACGAGUUUCUUCAUCUUCCUCUUCUCCUCCAGAACGUCGACGGAAAUACGAUGUUUUCCUCAGUUUCCGUGGCGAGGACACCCGCCUGCGUUUUACGGACCAUCUAUAUGAUGCUUUGAAACGGAAAGGCAUUAUGGCCUUUAGGGACGAUGAAGAACUCGAGCGAGGAGAGUAUAUAAGUUCAGGGCUUUUGAAAGCAAUAGAAGAAUCCGAGUAUGCAGUUGUCGUUCUCUCACCAAAUUUCGCUUCUUCGAGGUGGUGCUUGAUUGAACUUGCCAAGAUCGUUCGAUGUCGUAAAGAUAUGGAGCUGGUAGUUCUGCCCGUUUUCUAUCAUGUGGAUCCCUCUCACGUACGGCAACAGUCUAAUACAUUCGCAGAAGCCCUUGCUAAACAUGAACAAAAUUCCAGCAUCGUCAAAGAGGAUGUGCAAACGUGGAGAGCUGCUUUGCGAGAAGUGGGUGAAACUAGCGGAUGGCAUAUACAAUUACAGGAAGGGCAUGAAUCAUUGUUUGUCAAACAAAUUGUUGCAAGCAUAUAUAGCAAACGGAAUAUUCAACGCCACAGUAUUGUUUCCCAUGACAUUGUUGGAAUAGAGUUCCGAGAAAUGGAAAUGAUGAACUUACUUGACAUUAAAUUGGAUGAUGUUCGCUUUAUAGGGUUUUAUGGAAUGGAUGGAGUGGGUAAGACCACUUUGGCUGAGUUUAUUUAUGACAAAAUUUUUCAUCAAUUUGAAGCUUGCAGCUUUAUUUACGGUGUCAGUAAAGAAACUCAAAGUCAUGAUGUAGUUUAUUUACAACGAAAAAUCCUUUCUGAAAUUCUCAUGGAAAGAGAAAUUAUAAAUGGGUGGGAUGAUCGUACGGUAUACAAUGAGAUAAGGGAUAGAUUGCGUAGGCUAAAGGUGCUUAUUAUUCUUGAUGAUGUGAAUGAAAACAAGCAACUGGAAGCCUUAGCAGGUAGUCAUGAAUGGUUUGGAAGAGGGAGUAGAGUUAUUGUAACGAGUAAAGAGAAACAAGUGUUGAAUAGCCAUGGAGUGCAUAUUAUAUAUACAGUUAAGGAGCUUGGUGAUGAUGAAGCUCUGCAACUCUUUUGUCAGAAGGCCUUCAAGAAACCCCAUCCUGAAGAUAAUUAUGCGGAUUUAUCCAAAGACUUUGUGAAUUAUGCUAAAGGUCUUCCUGGAACUCUUAAAGUUUUGGGUACCUUCUUGUUUGGUAAAACAAUAGAUGAAUGGAAACGUGUCUGGGAUCAACUAAAAGAAAAUCCUGAUAGAGGUGUUUUGGAGAUGCAUGACUUGCUACGAAAAAUGGAUCAAGAAAGGGUUCUUCAUGAAUCUAAGGAAGAGCCUGACCAAUAUAGUAGGUUGUGGGUUUUUGAGGAUGUGCUUCUUGUGCCGAAGAAUAAUACUGGAGCAGGAGAAGUUAGACACAUAGUCCUUGACAUACCUCCACAACAAGAGGAGCACUUGCGUUUUGUUUGGAUAGGCAUUUUUAAGGAGAAUGUUUUCUUUGCCCCUGUUUUAGAAACACCAGACUUGAGGGUCAUUGUACAAAAAAUAUCCAGUCACAAGGGUGGUGACGAAUAUGCAAUCAAACAGCUGAAGCAAUUGCUGCGUCAAAUUGGAGGUCCUGUAUCGUUGAUACUGGAUGACGAUGUCUUCUUGUCUGGAUCAGAAUCCCUUCUUGAGAAGUUUGAGCUCCGUAUGCCAAAUUGCAAUAUUCUGGUUACUUCAGGAAGUAAAUCUUCAAGAUAUAGCUUUACCUAUAAUUUAAACUCAUUAAAUGAUGAAGGUGCCAUGACCCUUUGUUGUCACUCAGCAACUCCACAAGAUGGGAGCUCUUUAUCUCCAGAUGAGAAGAUUGUCAAAAAGGAAUGGCCUGCUUGGCUGUGCGAGAGUAUACACCUAAAGAAACUGGGCAUCAACAAUUGUCAUAAGCUGUCUGCAUUGCCUAUAGAGAUUGGAAAUCUGAUUAAUUUGGAAGAGCUAAGGCUAAUGUCCUGUACCGUUUUGUCCAAAUUGCCAGAUACAAUAGGAAUGCUCCAUCGGUUACAUAUUCUUGACAUAUCUGACUGCCCUGCUUUGUUGAAUUUGCCGAACACAAUCGGAAGGCUUCUUGGGCUACACACUCUUCGUAUAUCUGAUUGCGCCAAUUUUUCGAGUUUACCAGAUACAGUAGGAAUGCUUUCUGGGUUACGUUUUCUUGAAAUAUCCCACUGUACCAGUUUGUCUAAUUUGCCAGUGACGAUCGGAGAGCUUCGUGAGUUGCAAAUCCUUCAUAUAUCUCAUUGCUCCGCUUUGACAAGUUUGCCGGACACAAUAGGAAUGCUUCUUGGGUUAAGGAUUCUUUGCAUAUCGGGCUGCACCGUUUUCUCAAAUUUGCCAGAGACAAUCGGAUUGCUUCGGGGGUUACGGAUCCUUGGCAUAUCGGGCUGCCGCUCUAUGUCGGAUUUACCAGAUACAAUCGGAAUGCUUCAGGGGUUAUCGAUUCUCGGCGUAUCUCACUGCUCUACUUUGUUGAAUUUGCCAAAGACAAUCGGAAUGCUCGAAGGAUUACGGAUACUUGGCAUAUCUCACUGUUGUGCUUUGUCGGAUUUGCCAGAGACAAUCGGAAGGCUCCAUGGUUUAUCUAUUAUCGGCGUAUCUCACUGCUCCGCCUUGUUGAAUUUACCAAAGACAAUAGGAAAUCUGCUCGGGUUACGGAUCCUUGGCAUAUCUCACUGCCCCCUUUUUUCAAACUUGCCAGAUGAAAUCGGAAAUCUCAGUGGGUUGCGGAUCCUUGGCAUAUCUUACUGUCGUGCUUUGUUGGAUUUACCAGAGACAAUCGGAAUGCUUAGUGGGUUGUGGAUUCUUGGCAUAUCUCACUGCCCUGCGUUUUCAAAUUUUCCAGGGACAAUUCGAAGGCUCCAGGGUUUACAGAUUCUUGACAUAUCUCAUUGCCCCGUUUUGUCAAAUUUGCCAGAAACAAUAGGAAUGCUCCGCGAGUUUCGAAUUUCGGACAUCCCACUGAAUCACUGAUGGAGCAUUAGCAACUAGCAAGUUGCCAUUACACAUUGGUAAGCCGUGAAGUGUUUUCCUCUUUCUUUUAAAAAAAAAAAAUUUACAUGAAAAGUUGGCAGAGAGUGUGAUCGGUUGCCGCUCUCAAUUAUUGAACUUUCAGCAUUUGUUCUAAUUAUUCUGAUUCGUUCAUUUGGAUUU